GUGUAAUGGAACGUGACAGAUACAACAUGAAGACCUAGCCAGGACAACACUCCUUCGCUAAGCAUGGACAUGACGGGCAAAAAGAUCAAGCAAGCUGUUGAUUUUGAUGAGUGUUUGAAGGACUCGCCGAAAUUCAGGUGAAUCUGGAUCCAUGAAGCACCAUUUCACUCAGCUCUCAAGGGAAUUGACACAGUGUACCUAAAAUGACUGGCUCCAGAAUCAGCCCCCAUCCCUCCACCCCCAUAAAAAGGAAAAAAAGGGGUGCUGCUAUUUAGAUUGCAAAUCGAGCGUGGUGAACAUGAUGUGACGACUUUAGAAGCUGGCUUGGAAAAGGUCAUCAAACAGUGCAAUGCAAUGGUGGAUUCAGGGAAAGCAUUCAUUUCAUCCACAAGCUUAUUACUCAGCAGUAUCCAUGUCCUUACAAAGUACUUUAAUGAAGAUGAGCUUGUCCAGGGACCCCUCAAGAAGUUCAGCCAGACCUUUGAAGAACUGAACAAUUUUUUCAAGACGUUGUUGGACCAGACACAAAUGUCAAUCUCCACGACCCUGCAACAGUUUGUUAAAAAUGAUGUUAAAAGAGUGAAGGAGACAAAAAAGCUCUUUGACAAGAUUAGUGAUGAGCUAGAUAAUGCAUUGAAUAAGCAUGCUCAACUACCCAAGACCUGCAAGCAGCAUGAACUUGAAGAAGACAGAAACAUUCUGACUGCGAUGCAGUCCUGUUUUGAUCAUAUCUCAUUAGACUAUGCCUUUCAGAUCAAUUUAUUGCAAUCAAGAAAAAGAAUUGAAGUGCUUGAUGCACUGUCAAAAUUCAUGCAUUCCCACUUUACGUACUACCACCAAGGCUAUGACUUAAUGAAUGACCUGGAGCGUUACAUGAAGGACAUGAGUCAUCAGCUAAACGACCUGUCCACUCAGUUCAGCUGUGACAAAAAAGGGAUGGAGGAAAGACACACGUUAGUACAACGUAAGGAUUCCUUUGAGAAGAGAUGUGGUAAUCUGGAAAAUCAAGAAAGUCCUGCAGGAGUUGUCAUUGAGGGAUACCUAUACAAAAGAAGUAGCAAUGCAUUCAAAACUUGGCAAAGACGAUAUUUCACUGUUCAAAACAACCAGCUCUUCUAUCAAAAAAGGCAGAAGGAUGAGCAGACUGUACUUGCUGAGGAUCUCAGGUUGUGCAUAGUGAAAACAAAUGAUGAGGUUGAGCGGAGGAAUUGCUUUGAUGUCGUCUCACCAACCAAGUCGUGGACGUUACAGGCCGAUUCAGAUGUUAUACGUGAUGAGUGGAUGCAGACUAUGCAGGCCAGUAUCAACAAGGCCUUUUCUGUGCACAAGGAAGAGCAAGAGAGUGAAGAUGAAUCGUUGAGCUCUUCAAAAAGAAGCAAAAGCAUGGAUUCAGUGGAGAAGAUACCACCGCCUAAAAGCAUUCUUGAGGCAGUGCGAUCGGUACCUGGGAAUGAAGUCUGCGCAGAUUGUAACCAUAAUGAUCCCAAAUGGGCAAGCAUCAAUCUUGGAGUUGUACUGUGUAUAGAGUGCUCAGGGAUUCACAGGAGCCUAGGUGUACACGUAUCUAAAGUGCGGUCCUUGACACUAGAUGCUUGGGAACCCGAGCAUCUUAAGCUGAUGUCUGAGCUAGGGAACAGCCUUAUUAACUCCAUAUAUGAAGCAAAGAUAGCAGGCGACCAUAAAAAGAUAAAUCAUCUAAGCAACAGGAGUGACAGGGAGGCUUGGAUAAAGUCCAAGUACAUCUAUCAUCGGUUCGUCUCGCUCGAUUCAUUUCUACGCACAUCAGACCGACUGAAUACGGGGAUCAUUAGAAACUUAGCUCGUAUGACAGUUUAUCACGAACAGAAAUAUAGCCAAUCAAUGAAUGAAUCAGCUCAAGCGUCCCUUGAAAGAUCAGACUCUAAAGUAUCGAGAAUACUUCAAAUGACUUAUGGACUAAAAAAGCCAUUUAAAGGGGACAAGAAGAGGUAUUCCUCUGCGCUAGAAAUGUCCUCGGGCCCACACAACAGCCUAAGUAGUGACUCGCAUGAACCGAAAUCCAAAUCUAAUAUCUCAACUUUUGACAAGAAGCAGAAGUCCAGACUACGAAAAUUCUCUAAAGGACGUAAAGAUGAUAUUUUAAAAGCGAAAAGACACUUUAAAAAGGGCCAUAAGGUAUCUGAAGGAGCUGAUGCUCAUGAGUCGUACGAGGAUUCGCGAUCAUCAUCUGAGAAUGUGGGAGGUAGAGAAGACUCUGGGCAAGGCCCAGCGGGACCCACUGAUGAACACUUGGCGCACAGUAGCGAGGAGCCAAGUCCUCAGGAGUCAGACCCAGAGAACAAGGUAACAUAUGAGGGGUCUGAAGAGGCGGAUGAUGAGGAAGAAUCACGGACAUGGCCAACUAAGGACAUACCCCAGCAUUCACUUGACAGUGACCACGAACAAGCAGGCCUUACAGUGAGAAGCAGGUCAGAAUCCACAGACUCUGUGCUGAGUGAUGAAGAGGUUGCGCCAUCUGGGUACCUCCCUAGUAAUGGCGGCAAUGAGCAGACCUUCAAGGAUGAUCUGGAAAAGGCGAUUUCCGUCUUGAAAGUCCUUCAUCCAAAUAGGCUACUUUACAAGGCUGCAGAAUGGAACAGUAUCCCACUUAUGGUUGCGGCGUUUGCUGAAGGUGCUAAGGCAAACUGGGUGAAUGAAGAUGAUGACUCCAAGACAGUCCUUCACCAGUCAGUGUUGGGUGGAUCUCUCACCGCCAGUGAGUACCUGCUGCAAAAUGGUGCCAAGAUCAACCUACGCGACUGCCGAGGCCGCAGCGCUCUGCAUCACGCUGCGCUACUGGGACAAACAGGGCAGACCUGUUUAUUUCUUAAACGUGGGGCUAAUCAGCAUGCUGUCGAUGAAAAUGGGGAGGAUCCUCUCACAAUUGCCUUGAAGCAGACAAAUGCGGACAUUGUGACCCUGUUACGCAUCGCACGACUCAAUGAUGAGAUGAGGGAGAGUGAGGAGUUUUCCUAUGGAAGCCCAAGUGAUGUAACAUUCACAGAUGUUUUUAGAGACUUCUCAAACAUGGCAUCUAUGAACCCUGAUCGUCUAAAGAGAGAUUUUGGAGGAGCCAAGCAAACAUCAGAAAAUCCAGAUAGACAGACAGACAUUUAGUGCAAAGGAAUAGAACAUUUAGCAGGCCUUGGUGUAAAGAUUUUUUAAACCAUCAAUUGCCUGGGGCUUGAGGCUCUCUUGGUGAGUGGGGUAAGAAGAAAACUAAAAAAGUCCAGCCCAACCCUUACACACCUCUUUAUACGGAGACCCUUAUCUAAAAAGAAAACAAAAUUAGCUCUCUAAAUGUCAAAACAGUCUUAAAAAAGGAAUACAGAAUUUGCUGAGGUAGUUAAGUGCAAUGUGGCUAUUGUGAAAAAUUGCAAACAAUUUUAAAGCUAAAUUAUUGUACUUUCUUCACAGAAUCAUUAUUUUAUUAUGUAAUUUUUUGUACUACACAUUUUUCGGGACUGAAGCGCCGAAGAUCCAUGUCUUGAUUUGUAAACAGUCAUUGGUCAAAGCUGGAAGUCACAAAAUUGUCACAAAAUCAGCUAAAAAAGCUUUCGAUAAUCCAUGACAUGGUUUGGCAAAUCAUCAUCUAGACUAAGGUUGCAAAUUUUCUUGGGAAUCAGGCGGUUGGGAAUUAUUAUCAAAUUGUUAUACUAUUGAAAUAGUCUAGAGGAAAGUACAAGUACUAAGCCUCAAUAUAGUAUAUAGUUUUACUAAUGUGUAAAGUCCAAAAGAUUCUUUCAAUUCACAACAAUAUUUAUCUUUAUUAAUGUCUCUUAUGAUGUAUCUGUAUUGAACAUACACAAAUUAGAUAUUAUGAAUAGAAUUAUUUCAAUUAGUAUGAAAAUUUACAUGUACAGACAAGAGUAAGAGUGAAGAAUCAGCUUAUUAUUAGCAUGCAAGCUUUUCUGGAGAGUAUCAGUAAAUUGAGGAUGGAUCUGGCAA
Nematostella vectensis (starlet sea anemone) is the source of this 3966-nucleotide messenger RNA. Its product is annotated as arf-GAP with coiled-coil, ANK repeat and PH domain-containing protein 2. The record is from RefSeq and is a predicted model, not a curated record. The coding region runs from base 355 to 3135 and encodes 926 amino acids. The transcript has 28 exons. Gene Ontology annotation, molecular function: protein binding; GTPase activator activity. Gene Ontology annotation, cellular component: cytoplasm. NCBI's taxonomy places the organism in Eukaryota, Metazoa, Cnidaria, Anthozoa, Actiniaria, Edwardsiidae.